AUGGCAGACAAGAUCUCAAUCACCAUCUGCGGGGAUGGCGGAUGCGGCAAAUCUUCCAUCACCCUGCGGCUGGUCCGUAGUCAAUGGAUACACGAGUAUGACCCAACCAUCGAGGACUCAUACUCGGUCACCCGCACCGUGGAUGGCCUCCCCUAUUUCCUGUCCAUCACCGACACCGCCGGCCAGGAGGAAUAUCGCGGGCUGUGGACGGCCGCGACGCUGCAAUCCGACGCCUUUCUGCUUGCCUAUGAUAUCACGAAUCCCUCGAGCUUGGACUCGCUCGAUUAUUUCAUGGACAUGAUUAACCUCGAGGCCGAGCGGCGCGCCGAGAAGGCCCAGCGCCUGCGCAAGGAUCUCCGGGACCACAAUGCAACUGAUAUCGGUCUGCCGCCGCCCGUCAAGAUUGUGGCUGGCAACAAGUGCGACCUGAAGGACGGGCGCGUCAUCACCUCUCGCGACGGCCUGGAGUACGCGCGCAAGCACGGUUGUGGGUUUAUGGAGACGAGUGCGCGGGAAAUGGUCAAUAUCGAGGAGACGUUUGCUCUGUUGGUCCGCCGAGUCGUCGAAGCACGCCGGCUGCAUUAUCAACAAGCUACCGCUGCACCCACUCGGCCGCCGGCUUCGCGCACUGGGCCAUCUGCGCACACCACCGCUCUACCCCCGACCACGGCGGACGCAAGCAUACAGGGAUCCCACGAGGUACGAACCCGCGGUCGCUUUUGGGGGUUUGGCAAGCGCACGCGAAACUCAAUGUUUGUCUUCAAUCGCUCGGAACAGGACCUGAAAAAGUCCAAGAGCGAUGUUGCGACGGAGGAGAAAGAAGUAGAGGCACGAGGCUCCUUCUCGCACCGGCUCUGCUGCUUUGGUUGA
Molecule: messenger RNA, 870 nt
Organism: Penicillium lagena
Lineage: Eukaryota; Fungi; Ascomycota; Eurotiomycetes; Eurotiales; Aspergillaceae
Product: putative RAS small monomeric GTPase
Exons: 5
Coding region: 1-870 (289 amino acids)
Biological process (GO): signal transduction
Cellular component (GO): plasma membrane
Molecular function (GO): GTPase activity; GDP binding; GTP binding
Source: RefSeq, a predicted model, not a curated record